Canariomyces notabilis is the source of this 2326-nucleotide messenger RNA. RefSeq names its product NAD(P)-binding protein. Gene Ontology annotation, molecular function: nucleotide binding. The record is from RefSeq and is a predicted model, not a curated record. The coding region runs from base 304 to 1989 and encodes 561 amino acids. The transcript has 3 exons. NCBI's taxonomy places the organism in Eukaryota, Fungi, Ascomycota, Sordariomycetes, Sordariales, Chaetomiaceae.
UUGGAAGUUUGCAGCAGUCGUUGUUGUCGCUUGUAAGAACCCUGGAAUGUCAAGCUGCUUCAGUUAUCCUCCAAUCAGGGCUUUGGUAUUACAUAGAGAAGACCGUAAAUACACAAGUGUGCCUGCCGCAAGUAAGCUAGAUCCCUCCGGCCGGCUUAUACCCCUCGCAAGCAUCAUCCGGGCGUCGAUGAGUGUUAAGAGACACUCACGCCUCGCUCCGCUCUCGCUGUCUCACACCGAGCAUACGUUUCCUCCGCUUAGGCCGGGGAAUCAGAUCGUCAUUCUACUCAUUCACAAUCCGCCAUGUCAAUAGCCGAGAACACGGCAUCGCCAGUCGCCAAUGGGGUGCAUCUAGUCUCCCGGCCGCGGCCGGCCUCCUCAGCGGGUCCACCCCGCUUCCUGAUCAUCGGCGCUGGUUCCCGAGGCACGGCAUACGCGGAGGCCCUGAAAUCAUUGAGCAUCGGCGUGGUCGCCGCGGUUGCUGAGCCAGACGAUUACAAGAGAAAGCGCUUUGGUCAAACCAUGAUAUGGGGUUCCCGAGAGCCACCAGCGGAGGGCGCCGUCUUCGCCGACUGGCGCGAAUUUAUCACGUACGAAAAGCGGCGACGGGAUCGUGUAAGGGCGGGCGAACAAGAUGUGCCCCUGGGUGUGGAUGCCGCCUUUGUUUGCGUCCUGGACGAGAUGCAUCGCGAAGUGGUUGUUGCCCUUGCCAAGCUGGGCGGAUUGCACGUCAUGUGUGAGAAGCCGUUGGCGACAACCCUCAAGGACUGCAUCGAAAUGUACCAAGCGCUGCGGGUCAACAAGCUUGAUGACGGCCAGCAGGCUCUCUUCUCCAUUGGCCACGUCCUUCGCUACAGCCCGCACAACAUUCUGCUUCGUAAGCUAGUCCUCGAGGACCGCGUCAUUGGCGAUGUUCUUUCCGUCGUGCACACCGAACCGGUGGGCUGGUGGCAUUUCGCCCAUAGCUAUGUCCGGGGAAACUGGCGCCGGGAAAGCACGUCAGCCCCAAGCCUGCUGACCAAAAGCUGCCACGACAUCGACGUUCUGUUGUGGUUACUGUGCUCGCCCGUCAACUGCGCGGCCCAGGAUUGCCCGCCACCUCACCUGCCAUCUACCGUCAGUAGCAGUGGUUCGCUGCAGUACUUCAAGCGAGCUCGCAAGCCUGCCGCAGCCGGCACGGUCACAAACUGCCUGUCAUGUCCGGCCGAGGAAACAUGCAAGUACUCGGCGAAACGCAUCUACGUCGGCAAAGAGCUGGCCGGUCUUGAGUCUGGCAACAAGGGUUGGCCCGUGAAGAUCGUUGUCCCCGACAUCGAGUCUUACGGGAGCGACACAGAGGCAAAACGGGCGCUGCUCACCGAGCUGGCUCGCGACUAUGACUCGAGCACGCCGGAGCCGCUGAUUGCACGGCGAAACUGGUUCGGCAGGUGUGUCUACGAGUGUGACAACGACGUUUGCGACGAGCAGGUAGUGACUAUCAGCUGGGAUGAUGUCAACGUGCCAUCGCACCCAUCGGAUGCAAUCAACGGAUCAGGAGGCAUGGAACAGCGAGCUGUCCCCCCGCCGGGGCGCGGCUCCAAAACGGCGACCUUCCACAUGGUAGCUCAGACCAAAAAGAUUUGCGAGCGAUACACCCACCUGUACGGUGUGGAUGGCGAGAUAUUUGCUGACUCGAAGGCCAUCACGGUGGAGGACUUUCGCACUGGGGAGACCACGGUGCAUCACCCCGGCAUCGAGAGCCUGGGCCACGGCGGCGGAGACCUGGGCCUGACCCGUCAGUUCGUUCUCGCAGUGGACAAGGUCAAAAACCAGGGCUGGUCGACCGAGAGAGCGCAGAGGGAACUGAUCGGCUGCACCCUGGACGAGGUCAUUCGUAGCCACGCCAUGGUAUUCUGCGCGGAGACGGCAAGGCGGGAGAAAAGGGUCGUGGAUUGGUCCGAAUGGUGGGAGACAGAAGUCGAGGCCAAGAUGCUCAAGCUCCCAGCGUAGUAGAUAGGAAAUACCCGUCGAAUGAUAUGGCUAGGGGAGGUAGAAUCUGUAGGCGAGGUGAUUGAUGCUGAGAUGCUAAUACAUACAAAACAACUGAAGGCUCAAUGCCGAGUUUACUGAUAAGAAGCGGAAGGGGUUCACGUGCUUUGUCCGCCCGGUUUCGGCCAGGCACAAAAGCACUUCACUUCAGCGCACAUUGGUGGCUACGUCAGAGUGGGGCGCAAGUGAGAUGAGCCUGAAUUUAUCGUUUUGGGCGGGAACCUGCAUUUCAUCCAAAACCCCGCCAGCACCAACACCAUAUGUACAAUACCUUACCUACCUUACAACUUCAUCCUCC